Molecule: messenger RNA, 1789 nt
Organism: Moneuplotes crassus
Lineage: Eukaryota; Ciliophora; Spirotrichea; Euplotida; Euplotidae
Source: the annotation of a GenBank genome assembly
CAAAAUGAUCCACUCCAUCGACACUCAAGACUUAGAUGACUUGAUUUUCUCCUUCAAGCAAUGCCGGGAUGAAGCUGAGUCCCUUGCAGCAGACUACAAUAGCCUUGGACAGAAUCAGGAUCACUUUGAAGCUCUUAAAGAGUUUGAACAGAACUUCGCCAUCUUCGAGGAAGAAGAAGUUGAGAAAAUGAAUGAAGAUUUCACUCAAUUUGAAGAAAUGAUUUCAGGAUAUCACCAUAAGUUAGAAGACAUCAGACAAGGCUACAAGGAAAUUGAAGAGGCUAAAAUCUCCAUCCAGAAAAUGGAGGUCUAUAUCGUCCAGCUAGAAAAGCACCUCGCAUCGCUUAAGCUCAAGUACAUGACCCUUGAGAUGCAUCAGAAACAUGAGAUUAGGAAAGAUUUAAUCCAGAAAAAUUAUCAAGGCAAGAUCCAAGAGAUGAAGAACAAGAUUGAUAAAUAAAAAUGAAAAUCUCAAGAAAAUGCGAGGGACACUUGAUGAUGCUUUCGCUAAAUGGAACGAGAUUAGGAAGGAAACUCAGGAGCAACUUGAUGAAAAAUCUACCUACCUCAAAGCAUGUAAGAAGGAACAAGAGCAGCUUGACCUCCAGAUCGAGCUAGAAGAGGAGAAAAUCCUAGAGCUCAAGCAAGAAAUAGAAGAAAAAGAAGCUCAGAAGCACUUUGUAGGGAAAGCUAAAAUUAAGCAACUAGAAGAGCUUGAGAAGAAGAAAAAGGAGCUCAAGGAUUAUAACAUCAACCUUGCUGAUAAUAUAGAAGAAUUGGAGGAUAAGAAAGAGAGCCUCGAGCUUGAAAUUCAGAACCUGAACAACCAGAUCCUUGAGAAAGUCAAUAUGAAGAAAAAGCUUAAGGACAAGGAAAUCAGUGAAAGGAGGAAGCAAUCUCAAAUCAAAGAUAUCCUCUAUGAGAAGAAGAGACAUAUGGACUCACUUGAAGAUGAUGUCACCACCAGAGCGAAGGAGGUCCAGGAGCUCAAGAAGAUUCUUAGUUCCUUAAACCAAGAGUCGCAGACUCUUGGUGAAGGAACUUACAAUGACAAUGACUCCAUGGACAGAUAUAUCGCUGAGGAUGAAGCCAAAAGUGAGAACAGCCCUGACGCUGAUACAAUAGAGAAACAGAUUUACAAAUAUUUCUCAGAUUUUGAAUCCAAUCCCCACAAACAUAGUGUUGAAAAGAUAUCAGAGAGGGAGUAUCAAGUAGGUACUUUCUCUCUCUACCCUGUCCUGAAGAAAGGAAUAGUAAUGCUAAACACUCCAGAGAGACAAAUGUCUCUCUAUGAGUUUUAUCAGAAGAAUUUGAACAAGAAUAUCCCUGAAAGUACAGGGAAAUUAAUCAGUGAGGAUAAAGGAAAUAACAAACAUUUCAUCUUCUCAGGCCAACAAUUUGAGCUAAGCAAUGAAGUCGAUGAGAAUUCAAGAUCGAUCAAUUCUCAAUUUGAGGCUCCUGAACAAGAAGAUGGUAGAAUUGAGUUCCAAAUUGAUGACGAAAUGAACAAACAACAAAAAAUUUCAUUCAUAGAGUCUUACAACUCUGAUGAUUCCUACGAUAUCUCCUCAGGUUCAAGCAAGAAGAAAUCUCCUACACAGGACAUUAAGGAUUUAGGAAAAUCUGGUGAAAAGGAAGCAGUAAUGGCUGGAAGUCCUCUAAUGAACAAAAAGGAUCAAAAAGCGCCUCCAAAAUCGAAUAAAAUUCCGAAAAAGACUAAGUCCAGGUUAAAUGACUUGGUGAUGAGGAACUUGCAGGCGAAUAAGCAUUUCUAACUCAAUUUAGCAUA